AUGAGGUGCCCCGGGAAACUGGGUCUGAAAGCAGACCUCCGUGUUGGCACUGGGGGUUCAGGGACAGGCAUGUGCGUGCGCCCUGCUCAGGCCCAGGCCGCAGACCCGGGCCGGCUUCCCGGUGGCAGGAGCAACGACGCACUCAACUCCAGGCCGACAAGCAAGCUUCCUCCAGGCAGGCAGAGGCGCAUCGUACCCGAUCUGCUGUGGCUCCCCUGCUGUGCCUUCCUUUUUCCUCCCCGGGGAACACUCUCGCCUCUCCUCUCUUCUCUUUUGCUGGGGCCUGGCCGGUGUAGGAGUCUCGCCUGGUGCCUGGUCGAGAAGCGCUCGGGCCUCCCGAAAGCUUGGCGCUCGGUCCUGGAUCGGGGACUUUCUCCACCCCCGCAACACCCCACUGAGCCUGAACCAUCUGGAAGGGAUCUAGGUGGGGGGUGGGAAGAGACGGCCCCUGGGAAGGUGGAAGGGGUGAUUCUAGGCCUCACCGUCCCCCGAGGUGUCACUUUUCUUUCCUGUGGCCCGUCACCGCUGAUGAAUGGGACAGAGGCAGAGGAAGGAAAAAGAAAACCUCUGAGGUCAGCGCCGGGCGAGGCGGGCCCUUCCGAGGGCCCCGCAGCCCCAGGAGCGCAAAGCGCCCCCGGCUGCGUUCCACUACCCCAGGCGCGGUCCGGCCCAACGUUCCCCGGGGAGCUUGGAGGCACAGCGGCAACAGAGGCUCAGCGGGGUGUCACGGAUGACCAAGCUUCACCGGAUCGGGUAGGGGUGGGUGGGCUGGACUGGGUGCCGCCUCUGCUGGAGCCCCUGCCCACCUUUCUUUCUCCCCGGCCCGGGUCUUCGGCUCCUCGAAUCAGUGCGUGCCUGGCAUCCGAUUUUCCCACGGGCGACCCGCUCGCCGCCGGGGACCACUUUUGCCCCGCCUGA
Lipotes vexillifer (Yangtze River dolphin) is the source of this 918-nucleotide messenger RNA. The record is from RefSeq and is a predicted model, not a curated record. Lineage: Eukaryota; Metazoa; Chordata; Mammalia; Artiodactyla; Lipotidae.